Messenger RNA from Fibroporia radiculosa, 1707 nucleotides. RefSeq lists its product as uncharacterized. Gene Ontology annotation, molecular function: tripeptidyl-peptidase activity; serine-type endopeptidase activity. NCBI's taxonomy places the organism in Eukaryota, Fungi, Basidiomycota, Agaricomycetes, Polyporales, Fibroporiaceae. The transcript has 8 exons. Bases 1 to 1707 code for a protein of 568 amino acids. The record is from RefSeq and is a predicted model, not a curated record. Gene Ontology annotation, biological process: proteolysis.
AUGCUCUAUAGACUUGUGCUCUUGUCACUAGCGGCUCAGUUCGUCCUAGGCAAGCCAGUUGAGCGCAGCCUGGAGGUGCACGAAUCUCGUGCUACGGUUCCACCGGGGUUCACGCUCAUCGGACCAGCAUCUGCGCAGACUGUGCUCAAUCUCCGUUUGGCACUAACCAGCAGCGAUACAGAUGGGCUCAUCGAGACAUUAUACGACGUCAGUACUCCGUCCAGCGCAAAUUAUGGUCAGCACCUAUCCAAGGAGGAGACAGAACAGUUCCUUGCGCCUACGCAGGAGUCACUAACGGCCGUCAAUGACUGGCUUGCUGAGAACGACAUUAACGCAACCACAAUCAACUCUGCGGGAAAUUGGCUUGCGAUCUCGGUUCCCGUCAGCCAGGCCAAUGAUAUGUUUGAUGCGGACUUCUCGGUCUUCACUUAUGGUAGCAGUGGACAACAGAGUAUCCGUACGCUCUCUUACUCCAUCCCUUCGAAUCUCAAGGGCCACUUGGAUCUCGUGCAUCCGACUGUUACGUUCACAGCUCCAGUACCGAAGCUGCCGGUCCAAAUCAAGAAGUAUAAUAUGACAAUCGGACCGAGUGCACUAGCCGAGCCAUCAGCUUGCGAAAAUGGCUAUGUCGAUCCCGCAUGUCUUCAGGCCUUGUACGGUAUUCCCACAACUCCUGCAACUGAGUCUUCGAACUAUCUUGUCGUCACUGGAUACAUCGAGCAAUAUCCCAGCCCUUCCGACCUUGAGGCAAGAAAUUCAUUUCUGCUAUUUCUUGGAAAUUUUCGUACAGACAUAUCGAGAAGUACCACGUACACUGUGGUGGAGUUUGACGGUGGGGAAUAUGACCCGAGUGAUCCCGGCGACGAGGCGGACCUCGAUACACAGUACACAGUGGGACUUGCUACGAACGUUCCCGUCACGUUUUUUUCUGUGGGUGAAGAUACAACGGAUGGCGUCUUUGGUUGGCUCGACACAGCAAAUUAUUUCCUGGACGAAACGAAUCCUCCCUCCGUGAUAACGACUAGUUACGGCUCAAAUGAAGAUGAGCUUUCCGUAAGUGUUGCAAAUAAUUUAUGCAAUGCAUAUGCUGCUCUUGGCGCACGCGGUGUUUCUGUUUUGUUCUCUUCUGGAGAUGGAGGAGUCUCGGGGUCUCAAUCUGCAUCGUGCACGGAUUUCGUUCCCACAUUCCCAUCUGGCUGCCCUUAUCUCACCUCCGUCGGUGCAACUCAAGACUUCAGCCCAGAGACGGCAGCGUCCUUCUCGUCAGGCGGAUUUUCUAACUACUUUAGCCGGCCCUCUUUCCAAAGCUCUGCGGUUGAGGCGUACCUCGAAUAUUUGGGAGAUACAAACUCUGGGCUGUAUAACGCUUCGGGACGCGCGUACCCAGAUGUUUCCGCGCAGGGCGUCGACUUCAUCAUCGCAUAUGGAGGCGAAUUUUACACGGUGGAUGGAACAAGCUGCUCAAGCCCGACAUUUGCUAGCAUCAUUUCCCUCGUUAAUGACCGCCUCGUUGCCGCAGGCCAAUCCACACUCGGGUGGCUCAAUCCGUUCUUGUAUUCUACAGGUCUUUCCGCACUCACGGAUAUUACAUCGGGAGAUAAUCCCGGAUGCGACACAAAUGGUUUCGCUGCUACGACUGGCUGGGACCCGGUCACAGGGCUGGGUACUCCCAUCUUCGCUAAUCUCUUGACAGCUGUGGGUCUCUGA